GCGACACGUGCAUCCACACGUGAAACCUAAACAUAAUGUAAAUGACAAACAAAUUGACGGAGGGAAACCCAAAAUUUUCUUUUACAGAUAACGUAUAUUAAGCGGAUAUUUUACAGCUUACUUUAUAAAUUACAUUUCAGUAUUUUUUUCUUUUUUUUAUUUUAUUAGUGGACUUUUCCCUAGUUCAAUUCCAAUCCAUUACGAUUAACACAAUUUCGCAACCAACUUACUCCCUAGUCGCUAUGCUGUUUUAAGGUUUUACGAUAACGGAUUAAGACUCACUGAUUUCCCUUCGACUGCUGUUCUACCUUCAUCAUAAACUGUACCACCACUUCUAUCUCGAAGUAACCUCGUAUGGAAACAUUAGAACUGCCCAGUUUGGCUGAUAUGCAUGUUCAUCUCCGUCAAGGAGAGUUCAUGAAAAGCACCGUUCCUGGCGUUCGUCUUGGCGGUACUAAUGUGGCCUAUGUUAUGCCCAAUACUGUUCCUCCUAUCAAUAGCGUGGAUGCCUGUUUGAAGUACAAACAGGAAAUCGAGUCGUUGGACCCGAAGACUGCCUACUUAAUGUCUUUAUACUUGUGUCCAGAGAUUACGCCAGAGGUUAUUUACGCCGCCGCAAAGGCCGGAAUUAGAGGUGUUAAAUCAUAUCCCAAAGGUGCUACAACAAAUUCUGAUGUCGGCGUCGAAAGCUACGAGCCGUUCUACCCUACGUUUCAGGCCAUGCAAGAAACAGGUAUGGUUCUCAACAUCCACGGCGAGGUUCCUCCUAGCCAGGAAGGUGGUUCUGUUAUGACUGCUGAGAAGCAGUUUUUGCCUACUUUCCGUAAGCUUCAUGAACAAUUUCCAAAAUUGAAAAUCAUUUUGGAGCAUUGCUCCACGAAAGAAGCCAUUGAUACGGUUCUUGCCUGCGGCAAUAGCGUUGCAGGAACAAUUACUCCUCAUCAUUUACUUAUCACACAUUCUGAUUGGGAACAUGACCCCUUCUCUUUUUGUAAACCCGUCGCGAAGACGGAAGAGGAUCGUCAGGCUCUGCUAAAGGCUGCUACUAGUGGUAAUAGCAAAUUUUUCCUUGGUAGUGAUUCCGCUCCUCACCCUAAGGAGAAAAAGCUGGCCAACCCUCCGGCUGCUGGAAUUUUCACUCAGCCCUACUUAGCAUCGUAUCUUGCCUUCAUUUUUGAUCAACAGAACGCUCUCGACAAGCUCGAAGGUUUUGCCUGUCGUUUUGGACGCGAGUUCUACGGUAUCAGUAGUAGUGACUUGCCCAAGGAACUUAUCUUGAAAAAAGAAUCGAAUGUGCUCCCGGAAAUGUUUGAGGGUUGCUUGGUGCCCUUCCUUCACGGAGUUGAUCUCCACUGGACUUGCCGUCGUCUGUAGUUAGUUUGCCCGUAAUAAAGAAUAAAUAGAUAGACGCCAGUUUGUUUCGUUUGCAAUGGUCGUUGAGCAGCGAACAAAUACGAGAUAGAGUACUCAUGUUUUUUGUUUCAAAAUUAAGUAUUAUUCAUUAACGAAUGGUUCUCGAUCAUUAAAUUCACAAUAGCCGG
Messenger RNA from Schizosaccharomyces japonicus yFS275, 1541 nucleotides. RefSeq names its product dihydroorotase Ura2. Gene Ontology annotation, molecular function: dihydroorotase activity; hydrolase activity, acting on carbon-nitrogen (but not peptide) bonds, in cyclic amides; hydrolase activity. NCBI's taxonomy places the organism in Eukaryota, Fungi, Ascomycota, Schizosaccharomycetes, Schizosaccharomycetales, Schizosaccharomycetaceae. Gene Ontology annotation, biological process: 'de novo' UMP biosynthetic process; pyrimidine nucleobase biosynthetic process. The transcript is spliced from 2 exons. The record is from RefSeq and is a predicted model, not a curated record. The coding region runs from base 355 to 1374 and encodes 339 amino acids.